Messenger RNA from Cynoglossus semilaevis (tongue sole), 2934 nucleotides. RefSeq names its product synaptic vesicle glycoprotein 2 (gene sv2). Gene Ontology annotation, cellular component: membrane. Bases 49 to 1668 code for a protein of 539 amino acids. Gene Ontology annotation, molecular function: transmembrane transporter activity. The transcript is spliced from 13 exons. Gene Ontology annotation, biological process: transmembrane transport. Lineage: Eukaryota; Metazoa; Chordata; Actinopteri; Pleuronectiformes; Cynoglossidae. The record is from RefSeq and is a predicted model, not a curated record.
GGCUUGCUGCAAAAAUACUCAGCCCACUGCCUACAAACAACCGUAGGGAUGUCUCGUAUGGCACGUAGCGGGGAUGUGGAGUCGCGGCGACCGCUACUCCAUACUGGAGACAACUUUGAGUCAGACGAAGGUGAGCUAAUAUUUGAAAGAAGUACAGCCGAGAAACAAGAGGGUGUGGGCAGUGAUCAGAGGAGGCUGACCUACGAGGAGGCAGUGGAACAAACAGACUUUGGUUUGUUUCACUGGUUGCUGCUGGUGGUCUGUGGCUGGGCAAACGCCAGUGAUGCAGUGGAGGUUCUCUGUGUGUCCUUUCUCCUGCCAACAGCACAGUGUGAUCUGGCACUAAGCUCUUCAGACAUGGGUCUGUUGACUGCCAGCAUUUUCCUGGGAAUGAUGUUGGGUGGCUACGUGUGGGGAUACCUGGCUGACAAGAGGGGGCGUCGCAGAGUCCUAGUUGUGUCACUGACAGUCAAUGGAAUCUUUGGAGUUCUAUCCAGCUUAGCUCCUUGGUUCUGGCUGCUUUUGCUGCUGCGAUUCAUCAGUGGCAUUGGGGUCGGAGGGUCCAUCCCUGUUAUCUUCUCCUACUUCUCGGAGUUCAUGCCCCGACAGCGCAGGGGUGCAAUGAUCAGUGCUCUGGCUACAUUCUGGAUGGCAGGAAACAUCCUGGCUGCAGGUCUGGCUUGGAUGGUGAUUCCCAGUACAAGUACACAUUUCUUCCUGGGAUCACUGGAUUUCAAGAGCUGGAGGUUGUUUGUAGUUCUCUGCUCUUUUCCUGCUCUCACCUCGGCUGUGGUUUUCAGGCUCAUCAUGCCUGAGAGCCCUAAGUUCCUCAUGGAGGCUGAUCAGGAAAAAGAAGCAAUCGAUGUUUUUAGGUUGAUGUUUGAGAUAAACAUGAAGGGAAAAGGAAAAUCCUUUCCGGAAUUCGGUCUGUGUUCAAGCUCUAAACAAGGUUAUGAAGCUGAAACCAAAAAGGUCGCACAACAAGGGUGUCUUGUCAGCUUUUUAAAAAAGGGAUUGCUUCCUGUAAAACAAUUGUUUCAAGGUUCCCUCAGAACCAGCAGCAUUGCUCUGCUCAUCAUCUUCUACUCCAUCUCCUUCGGUUACUAUGGACUGUGGAUGUGGUUCCCGGAGCUGUUUUCGAGAAUUGAAAAUGGAGGCUCGCCCUGUGCCAACAUGUCCUCUAUGUCUCCACUUGACAACCAAAGCUGUUAUCCAGUCAAGACAGCAGUGUAUAUGGAGGGCUUCAUCAUCGCUGCAUCAAACCUGCCAGGAAACAUCUUCACCAUCCUGAUAAUGGACAACAUAGGAGGAAAAGCUCUACUUUCCUGCAGCCUCAUUGUUUCCGGUGUGAGUGUCUUCUUCAUCUACUUGGUCCAAACCAAGACACAGAGUCUGAUCUUCUCAUGUGUCUUCAGUGGUGUGUCUGUGAUCACCUGGAACUCUCUGGACGUGAUAGGAACAGAGCUGUAUCCAACUAAGCUGCGGUCUUCUGCUCUUGGAUUCUUCACAGGCAUCGGCCGAGUGGCAGCAAUCAUGGGGAAUAUAGCCUUUGGAAAGUUGGUGGACACAAACUGUGCUGUACCAGUGCUGCUGGUCUCAGUUCUGCUGCUGAUAGGAGGACUGGUGGCUCUUUUGCUUCCAAAAACCAGGCAGACUGAGUUGACCUAAUCUCAUUGAUUAACCCCUUGAUGUUGUGCACAUAGAAAGUUGAGUGGGUUUCUGCUGUACACAGUCUCAGACGGUGUUUUGAAGCUGGUUGGUAAAUUUGGUAGUUGGCAAAAAGACGAACAGAUACAGCUGUACAACUGUGGUAGUGGUACGUGUGUGAAAUGUGUAUUUGUUAAAUAAGAACUUUUAUUUUCCCUGUAAAUUCAGGAAAAAGUCCCUGAAUGUCUUUGUCACUGUGAGAAAAUAGUCACAGGAAUAUCUUUUCCAAUGUUUUAUAGUCAGAAGUAACUGGUCUUGAUUUUGUUUUUAACUUCUGGAAUGAAAGAGUUUCUAUAAACCAAAAAAGUCAACUUGCUACUGACCUAAUAACAUUUGAAGAACCUGUGUGAAUGAGAAUGUUUACGAUUUUUUAAUCGGUGAUUUGAGUAGUAAAUACUCGAAGGUAUUUUAAUGCACAAACUACUAAGUAUUCAACAUGCAAACUAAAUACAAAGACUGUUACUGCUUCCAUGUUAAAUGCUAUUUUCUUUUACAAAUUUUGAGUUUUCACAUAUUUCUAUUCAGGUUUCUAUGCAGUUGUAUAUCCCUGCACGUUUCAGAAUCCUUUGCAGUGUGUCAUUUGCAUUAUGUCUUAGUUUCUAACCACUGCUGAUAUGUUUUAGCAGGUAAAACGGGUUGUAUUCUUUUAAUGUAUCUGUCAUUAACAUUAACAGUUUGUCUGCUGAACAAGCAAACUUUAGGACUUCAUUUUAAAGUAAUCACAUGACACUGAGCAGCAUGUAAAACAUAGGUUUUUUUUUUCUGUAUUCAGAAUUUGUAUUCCCUUGACAGUCUUAAGCUGUUGACACAGUUGACAUUAAGUUAUUGCCUUAUCUCUUGGUCUUCUAUGCACAACUUGGGGAUCUUUUUUCCCAAACCAUUUUUCCCCCAUGGGGAAUCAAGAAAGGAUGUGUAUCCUUAACUGAAGGAUGUUUAACUAAAUGUACUAUUUUUCUUGCACUUAAAUCUCCAGAAAACCUUCACAACUCUGCAAAAGCUUUUCUACUUCUGUGUUUAUCUCUGCUUAAAUAAUUAUAGCUGAUUGCUUUUGGUGAACAGGAUUUUCUGUAUACAUGUUAAAUUUAUUUAGUUUUCCUCGUUUUGUUUUGUUGCUUAUGACUGUUGUCUUUGUGUUUAAGGAAUAAUGUUUUAUCGCUGGAGUGCCAGUGAUGUAGCCUUGAGAUUUCUUUCAUUCCAUGAAGUUCUAUAUAAAGGGAUCAAAUGAAA